Molecule: messenger RNA, 3016 nt
Organism: Anarrhichthys ocellatus (wolf-eel)
Lineage: Eukaryota; Metazoa; Chordata; Actinopteri; Perciformes; Anarhichadidae
Gene: uck2a
Product: uridine-cytidine kinase 2a
Exons: 7
Coding region: 40-828 (262 amino acids)
Molecular function (GO): kinase activity; ATP binding
Source: RefSeq, a predicted model, not a curated record
GUGUGUUUUUCGAGGGCCGCAUCGUGCUGCAGAUGAAGCAUGGCAGGAGACAGCGAAACAAAGCAAGGUGACCAAGCCGAAAAUGAGAGCAUUAAUCCGCAGCCUUUCCUCAUCGGUGUGGCUGGAGGGACAGCCAGCGGCAAGUCGUCGGUGUGCAGCAAGAUCAUGGAGCUGCUGGGCCAGAACGAGAUCGACCACCACCAGCGGCAGGUGGCCAUCCUCAGCCAAGACAGCUUCUACAGGGUCCUCACCCCAGAACAGAAGGCCAAGGCACUCAAGUGCCAGUUCAACUUCGACCACCCAGAUGCCUUUGACAACGACCUCAUAAUCGCAACUUUGUGGGACAUCAAGAAGGGAAAAACCGUACACAUCCCCGUUUAUGACUUUGUUUCCCAUUCCAGGAAAGAAGAGACGGUGACAGUGUACCCUGCUGAUGUGGUGCUGUUUGAGGGCAUCCUGAUGUUCUAUUCUCAGGAGAUCCGAGACCUUUUCCAAAUGAAGCUGUUCGUAGACACAGACACAGAUACAUGUCUAUCUCGAAGAGUGCUGCGUGAUAUAAAUGAACGUGGACGGGACUUGGAAAGCGUUCUAGCACAGUACAUCACUUUUGUAAAGCCUGCGUUUGAGGAGUUCUGUCUGCCAACAAAGAAAUAUGCCGAUGUGAUCAUACCGAGAGGAGUUGACAAUCUCGUUGCCAUAAAUCUUAUAGUUCAGCACAUCCAGGAUAUUCUGAACGGCGGUUUGACCAAACGGCUGAACGGGUGGCUAAAUGUUAAUGGAACGACGAAGAAGCAGCCAAACAUGGAGUCCAGCAGUCGGCCCCACUGAGUACAGCGCUCCCCGAAGAGAGGAAGGAGGGCUCAAUGAGCCGUAUGUGUGCUACAUUGUGGCUAACAAGGCAGGACUAAUUUCCAGGGACACAAAAGGCCUCUUUUUGAUAUGAUUCUGUUUGGACUGACGAAACGAAUCAAAGGCAAAAUAUCCCUUUUGUGGAGAUUAAAUCUGUAUUCAGUUAUAUAUUUCUCUUCAGUUUGUGUACUGUAUGAUAAAAGGGAUGGGGAGAGAUACAAAGGGGCUACCUUACAAUUUAAUUUAAUAUUGCUGCUUGCCUUUACCACAGCACUGACGAAGCAGAAGCCGUCACGGUGUCUAAAUAAGAUUUCAGAACACCGGACAGCCUUUAACCAUACAAUGAAUGCCGUCAAGCGACAUGCUGCUCAAAGGCAAGGCCUUACCCUGUCUCCCUACUGUUAGAAGGUGCACUGUGUGACCUGACUAAUUCCCUUUAUCAAUGCAACUUGUCAUCUGUUUUUUCUUUUCAAGCUCUGUAUAAAUCCUAAUUUGACUUGUACAAAUAGAUUUUGAAAACGAUGUACUUAAUGGUUUGAGAUUUCAGAUGUUUGUCUCGUCGCUUUGUCUCGUCUACAUCUAACAAACUGAAUUAGUUAUUAGUCAAUUUAAACAACCGAUUCCCACCUCAAACCAUCUGAUGUAUGAAAUCACCAAAGAUCAAUUUCUGUACUGUCCUUGUGGACGAAUUGAUUUUUAUUUCAAUGUGAUACUGACGUUAUCAUAACUCAUUUAAUAAGAUGUUAUGAAAUUUCAACAGGGUAUUAUUUUUCUUUUGAGUCCCAUAAACUUGAAUACUCAGAUGCGUUUGUAUGCAAGUUUAAUUUGAAAGACGCACUGAAAAUGGUGUUUCUUGAUGCACAGAGUUGUUUAAAUGUCAAUAUGUACAAGAUGCCCAAUGUAAAUGUGCACUGUAGGUGUUUAAUGGGAUUUUUGUCCUGCGUACAUUCUCUCAUGAUAAAGUUCUCAGGUACUCCUUGUUUGCUUGAGUUGACACGUGUCAUUUGCAUUUAAAAAUAUAAAUGUAUUUUCAGACAAUGGACUGUUUUCCUCUUAUCUACAUAUUAAAACGUAAAUACCACAAGCUUGGUGACAUAUUGUAGAUGCCAAGACAAGGUUAAACAAUUAAAAUACUUUUAAGUUCCUAAUAAGAGUGAGGUGGUCACAAUGUGGCUGUUGCUAACUUAGAGGCCACUGAAGUCAUUCUUCCUUUGUGUGAAUUUGGGUGUUCGUGCAUUAUUCCAAGGUGGUCAGCCUCGCUGCUAAGCUUGCAGCCGGUUAGCUUCUUUUGUUUUAUGUAUUGUUAGCUGAAAUAAUUCAUAAUACUGGAGCUGGUUUUGAUGUAAUUGCAAGUGGUGGUGCAUUUGCGGCCGUGUUGUUGACAUGACUGUAGUCUGAGAUAGUGUCGGUAAUUCCCGGCUUCUCUGACUCAAGUCGGAGGCUGACAUUGACAUUUAAGUGAAGUGAUGUGAGCGUGGCAAAUGACAAGUCGAAAUGUCUACUAUGAAAAAGGCCUAUGCAGUAUUUUUAUUCUAAUAUAUUUAAAUUCGACUACUUGUUGGCCAACAUAAAUGCACAAGAAUGUGUAAUUGUUUGUCCACGAGUUUUAUUCCUGACAGUGUGUCGAAACAACAUUUGCGACCUUCAUGUUGAGAAUAAAAAAAACAAUUGCAGAAAAUGCAAUUCAACUUUUGAUUAAAUACUAAAAUCCAAAUAUUGAGGAAAGUUUUUGAGGCCUCAUUUUUGGUGUCUGGUCAACAUAUUCAGCUAUGAACCUGUAAUGCAUGCAAGGCCACAGAUAUACAGCGAUGACCCAUAUCCAUACUUAGUCUAAGCAGGGUUUCAGUUUGGAGUGUGUUCACACAGGAAAAGUGAGAAAAUUAUAAUCAUACAUAAAAAAUAAAAACUCAGGGUGCAUUCCAAUACCCAUACUGCCAUAUUAUUUAGUAUACCAGCAAAAUAUUUAGUAUGUCCCAAUAUGUAGUGUGUAAAUGUCUUCUGAUCCACAAUCCUCUGCGCAGCGGAAGAAAUGUCACAUCAACUGAGUCCCAAAGACAGAUGACAGCCUGAUAGCUUAUUGAAAUGUAACGCUACAGACCGCAAGGCAUACAGCAAGAGGGUCAAAUUUCAAGGUGCAAUGUUCUGACAAAGUAGUGUGUCCCAAAUU